AUUUUUGCAUUGCAAUUUAAUUAUAUUUUGCAAGUAAUUUGCUGAGACGCGCAGCAAAAUGGAGGGCGCAAUAGCGCAUGAUCUUGCAAAUGGUGAACAGCGCACCAGCGAUGUAGCUGCCGGCUCAGUCUCCUUCGAAGAGCUCCAAUUAAAGCAUAGCAUUUUAAAAUGUCUCCAGCUGCACAAAUUUGUGACACCAACUAAAAUACAAGCAGCUGCAAUUCCAAUGGCGCUGGCUGGCAUGGAUCUGCUGGUGCAGUCCAAAAGUGGAACGGGCAAAACGUUGAUUUAUGUGCUUGCCGCAAUGGAGUUGAUGGAUAGGUCGGUCGCCAAGCCGCAAGCUUUGAUUAUUGUGCCCACACGCGAACUUGCCAUUCAGGUGGAGGACACUGUAAACGGCUUGGCCUCGAAAAUGCGCAACACAAGCGAAUAUUUGUGCGUUAGUUUCAUUGGCGGCACAGAUGUGAAAAGAGAUCGCCUACGCAUGGCCAAGGGACGCAUUCUGGUCGGUACACCUGGACGUCUGCUGCACCUCAUGCACAACAAUGUGUUCAACAUCUCGGGCCUCAAGCUGCUAGUGCUGGACGAAGCCGAUCAGCUGUUUGCCACGGACACCCUGCAAAAGGAUGUACAGUCGCUGAUUUCAUCGCUGCAGUCCCGUAAACAGAUUAUUGCCUGCAGCGCCACAUAUCCAAAUGCGCUGGACGAGCGCCUGGCUCAGCUGAUGCACAAACCAGUGCUGGUGUCUAACAGUGAGCGUGCCACAGUGCUGCUGGGCAUUCGUCAAUUUGUCUAUGAGCUGCAGGAGCAGCCGAACAGCAUGCUGGAGAUGCUUGACAAGUUGACUGCCUUGCACAAGAUUUUUGCUCAGUUGCCCUAUGAGCAGGGCAUACUCUUUGCCAGUUCGCAGAGUCGUGCCGAUUCAUUUCGCAACUAUUUGCGACGCGAUGGCAUCGAAUGCGAUUUGAUGUCGGGCGCCAUGAAGCAAAGCGAACGCCUAGAGACCUUUCAGGCCUAUCGAAACUUCAAAAUGCGCACCAUGGUUGCCACAGAUUUGUUGGCACGCGGCGUGGACUUUUCGCAUGCUAAUUUGGUUAUUAAUUUGGAUCCGCCCAAUGACCUUGUUACUUAUUUGCAUCGCAUUGGACGCGCUGGUCGCUUUGGCUCCAAGGGCAUUGCCAUUACAUUUAUUUCCUCGCCGCAACAGUGCCAACAUUUCAGACGUAUCAUUUCUGAAGCUGGCACGGGCAUGUCAGUGCUGCGAUUUCCUCUGGAGAAACGUGAUGCCUUCAACUUUUGGAACUACGACGACUAUGAUUUCCCCUAUUUCCAAAAAACACUGGCGCGGGAACAAGAGGAGAACGAAUUAAAGCGCAUCAAGCAGCGGUGGAAGGCACAAGGAACUGAUGAGCAGCUGCAGCACACAGUCUCAAUUAUCAACGAGCACAAACCUGCACAGCAUUUGGAUAUAAAUGUCAACUUAGUUGAGCAGGAGCUAAAGCAAAACGAUGAACUAGAGGUGGUGCAGCCAAAAGCCUUUGAUGAAAUACAGUUCGUCUCUCAGAUAGGAAGUGUGCCAGAAAAUACUCUAAAAGAUGCCAAACAUGGAUUUAAACCACAAUUGGCUCUUGAUGUAGUGCUGAAUGUAGACAAUAUUAUAGAAACUCAAAACGAGUCCUUAUUGGCGACUGAACAAAUUACUGUGAAUAAUAAGGAUUCUUAUAAUGAACAUCUGUCACCGAAACAAAUAUCCAACAAAUCCAAAAAUGCGCUUGAUUUUAAAACCAAAAAACUCGAUGGACCGCAAGCGUUGCAUGAAAUUUCUAUAGAACUCAAAGAUCUGACACUUUCUAAUGAAAUACCUGCAGCAGCUCCAAAUUCGAUAAAUACUAAAACCUAUUGCCUGGUUGCGCCUCCUACGGAGGGUAGCUCAACCACACUGCAUCCACUGGCCAUUUCGAACACUGUGGAUGAUGCCAGUAGCAUAAUAUCGGACAGCAUGGAGAAUGAUUAUGAUAGUGAUGCCUCCUAUAGCAGUUGCUAUUCUGAGAGCGAUGCGCAGCUCAUCUGGCACUGUGCAUUGUCACACCGAAAACUGCAAAAGCGGCACAAUUCCCGACGUCAUAUGUGCAUCUUCCAUUGGCGUCAUUGCAGCCUAAUUCGAGCCACAACCCAAAAGCCAAGGAAAAAUUUGAUUCGAGCCACAAACGAAAAGCAGCCAAAGAAAUCUCUUAAUGGGCAAAAGGAAGAAAAUCUGUGGCUUGAACUUGGAGAAGACAAUCAGAAGCAGCGAAAUCUCGAAAUAAAUAGUCUCAUUCGAUCGAUCUCUAAGAAAACGGAAUUCUUGCGUCUGCUUAAAAAGUUUAACAACGUUCCACAAAUUCAAGAACGUCUGAAGGCCCAUUUUAAACAAUCUAACUUCGAUAUGCAGCAGUAUGAUCAGUGGAUUGAUCUGCUGUAUGAUGCAAUGCAGCGCUUGUACUAUGGAGAUCAUAGCAAGCCAAAGAAGUUGCCCAAAUUAGCCGUGCCACGAAUAUCCAACCUAGGCAAAAAGCUAAUACAAUUCAUAAAGGGUCCUACAAGUUCAGAUCAGCAUGAUGAUGAUGAUGGAAAUGAGGAGCCUCAGCAGCCUUUGAACAAGUUGAGUGUCCAUGUGAUUCAGCAGAUGAAUAUAUUACCAGCAAAUGCUGCAAAUAAUAAUGCUGAGGACGCCUACUCCAUAAAUUCAGAAUCCUCAUUUGAUAGUGAUAGCAUGGAUGCCAAUAGUUUGGAACUUGAGUAUUCAUCGAGCGGUUUUGUUGAGUCAGAUGAGAGCGCAUCUUCUGGAAUUGAUGAAUCCCAAUAUGACAGUAAUUCCUCAAGAGCAUUCGACUCGGACGAUUUCUAUGAGGAAGAGGAAGAUGAAGAGGAUAAUGAUGAUGAUGAUGAUGAGGAUGAGGAUGGGGAGAAUAUCGAACGGCAGAGCAUUGAAAGCGAGACGGACACGAGUUCCAUAAGCACACUUUCCGCGGAGAAAAUUGAUGACAGUGAUGAAACUGAAAGUGAAUCCGAAACCGAAGUGCAGGCAAUUGAUGAAAAUGGUGUGUAUGAUGCCCGCGCAGAGCUGGCAUUGGCUCAGACGCGCUGGCAGUAUUUGUUCCACAUGCAGUAUCAAUUUAUUGCCAACUAUGUGGACAAUUAUAUGGCAACCUAUCGACGCCAUCAUUAAAUACACUUAUCUUUGAGCGCUAUGAAGGCGCGAUUCCUAGUCUCUAAAGUCUGACAACUAUAGGAAACUCAGGCAUUACAUUUUUAUUUCGAAAUGGAAAACUAAGGAACAAGUUCCCAAAAAUGAAGCUGCAUCAGCUAUAUACUAUAUAUAACUUAGUUAUUAAUUAAGGUACAAAUCAGAAGAAAACAUAUUCUAAAGAAUUAUAUGAAAAACUUUACGUA
Molecule: messenger RNA, 3432 nt
Organism: Drosophila grimshawi
Lineage: Eukaryota; Metazoa; Arthropoda; Insecta; Diptera; Drosophilidae
Exons: 5
Coding region: 59-3208 (1049 amino acids)
Molecular function (GO): RNA helicase activity; ATP binding; nucleic acid binding
Source: RefSeq, a predicted model, not a curated record